Phacochoerus africanus (Common warthog) is the source of this 1401-nucleotide messenger RNA. RefSeq names its product succinyl-CoA:glutarate-CoA transferase (gene SUGCT). The transcript has 14 exons. The record is from RefSeq and is a predicted model, not a curated record. The coding region runs from base 80 to 1396 and encodes 438 amino acids. Gene Ontology annotation, molecular function: catalytic activity. Lineage: Eukaryota; Metazoa; Chordata; Mammalia; Artiodactyla; Suidae.
CGGCGCCCCCAGUGGCUGCGGGCGGCGCGCGCGGCGUCCUGGGCUCCGGCGGGGACGGAGACCUUCUGAGCGGCGCGCGAUGCUGGCGACGCGGGCGAGGGUCGCGGCUCUGCGGAGAACAGGCCUGCUCUCCCGUCGGGGCGGCGGGAGGGGACUGUGGACCGGCCGCCCGCAGUCAGAUGCUGACAAUAUGAAGCCAUUGGCGGGAGUAAAAAUUCUAGAUCUAACAAGGGUGCUGGCAGGACCUUUUGCUACUAUGAAUUUAGGAGACCUUGGAGCAGAAGUUAUAAAAGUGGAAAGACCAGGUGCUGGUGAUGACACACGAACUUGGGGGCCACCUUUUGUGGGGACAGAAAGUACUUAUUUUCUCAGUGUUAACCGAAACAAAAAAAGUAUAGCCGUUAAUAUCAAGGAUCCGAAAGGGGUGAAGAUCAUCAAAGAGCUCGCAGCUGUUUGCGAUGUUUUUGUGGAGAACUACGUCCCUGGCAAGCUGUCUGCCCUGGGCCUGGGGUAUGAAGACCUCCACGGGGUGGCACCUCACCUUGUCUACUGCUCCAUCACAGGGUACGGGCAGACAGGUCCGCUGUCUCAGCGAGCUGGUUACGAUGCUGUGGCCUCUGCUGUUUCUGGUCUAAUGCACAUCACAGGACCUGAGGAUGGAGAUCCAGUUCGUCCAGGCGUGGCCAUGACUGAUCUUGCCACUGGCCUUUAUGCUUAUGGAGCCAUUAUGGCUGGAUUGAUACAAAGAUAUAAAACCGGAAAAGGACUCUUCAUUGAUUGUAACCUACUGUCAUCCCAGGUGGCGUGUUUGACCCAGGUAGCUGCUAAUUAUCUUAUUGGCCAAAAAGAAGCUCGGCGUUGGGGCACAGCUCAUGGCAGUAUUGUUCCUUACCAGGCUUUUAAAACCAAGGAUGGAUAUCUUGUAGUUGGAGCAGGAAAUAACCAACAGUUUGCUACUGUGUGCAAGAUCUUGAAUUUGCCUGAACUGAUAGGCGAUGCCAAGUACAGAACCAACCACCUUCGAGUACAGAAUAGAAAAGAGCUUAUUAAAAUUCUUUCGACACGGUUUGAAGAAGAAAUGACCAGCAAGUGGUUACACCUCUUCGAAGGCAGUGGAGUCCCGUACGGCCCAAUUAACAACAUGAGGGAUGUGUUUGCAGAACCCCAGGUGGUACACAAUGGCCUCAUCAUGGAGAUGAAGCAUCCAACUGCGGGGAAGAUAUCAGUUCCAGGCCCAGCUGUGAGAUACAGUACGUUCGAGAUGUCAGAGGCCAGGCCGCCUCCCCUGCUCGGGCAGCACACGACGCACAUCCUGAAGGAGGUCCUUGGAUACGACGACGGGGCCAUCGGGGAGCUGCUCAGCGCUGGAGUAGUGACCCAACAUGAGGUCGAGUGACAAAG